Molecule: messenger RNA, 9418 nt
Organism: Bactrocera latifrons
Lineage: Eukaryota; Metazoa; Arthropoda; Insecta; Diptera; Tephritidae
Exons: 4
Coding region: 464-8749 (2761 amino acids)
Source: RefSeq, a predicted model, not a curated record
AAAGCGGUUUUGAUUUUGCUAUCAACUUAUUAAAGAGAAGCACAGUGAUACAAGUUUUACACGAAGUCGCCGACAUAUAGUUAAUCAGUUGAUGAACUUACAUUCAGCUUGUACGGUUGCGUAUCUGAACUCCGAAUAUAUUUAUGUCUUUAAUGAACGAACGAAAUGAAAGCUAAAUAAAAAUACCUACGGCAUAAGUGCGUUAAUAGAUGUGGCAAAGCAGUAUAUCUAUUUUUAAAUUUUUGCAAAUUUAAUACUCCAUUGUUACGAAUUUUUAUAUAAAAGUAAAUUUAAAAAUUUAAGUAAUUAAUGUGCAAAAAAUAAGUAAGAAACAUAUGCGCAAGAGUAUAAACUAAAAAAACAGAGUUCCUAUAAAGUAGUGGUGAAGAAAACUGGUCAAGCGCAAAAGGCCUUGACAAUCUCUAAUAACAACGAAAGCAGUACACUGUCUUAAUAGCGAGAUAUGCUAUAUCUGCGUUGUAGAUGUGGAUCAUUGCAGAUUCGGACGCUUUUUCCGCUGCACAAGCCGAAGUUGUAUAGUCAUGAAUCGUUGCAUUUCCCGAGCAAAGUAUGUCCAUCGUCAUCCAAAGCGCAACCUCGAAGCGUAUGCAGUAAAAAAAUAAUAUCAGCACGAAGUGUGCUAUUGUUUAUUAUAGUUAUGCUGCUAUCGGUGCCAGUAACAUUGACACAAGCAGCUGCAAUAGAUGAACUGUAUAUUCAACCAACAUCAGCCCUUCAUACGGUCAAAAAAGUCAACAGCGCGAAUAACGGGCGCAGUGACUAUAUAGGGUACCAUCACAAUGUUCGUCCUGAAGUUGGUUUAUUAACAUCCACUGCACGCACAUUCAUACAAGAAGGUGUAACAACGGAAUACGGCACACAAGUGGUCGGGACUACACUCGAUAGUGGACGGUUAUAUGCACAAUUCUUGAGAAAAAGUUCUCGAGUAUUAUAUAACAAUGGCCACAAACAACAACAGACACAGCAAGCAGUUGUAUCACCAACAGUUGUCACCAGUUGGGUGGGCGAUAAUUUGCAACUACAAUCCAAAUCCUUAUUAGAGAGUCAUAACGACCUUUUCAAUGCUGACUUACCCGAUUGGCAAGAUAUUGAUGAUCGUUUACUCCGCGAUGAGGGUAAUAUUUUUGUUGGCAAUACUGAUUUUGCUCAUUUAAGUGAAGCAAGGAAUAAAAAACAACAAGAGCCUUUAACUAACGAUGAGAAAAAAAAGAGCAGUUUGAUAAUCGCAACACUGUUAUCACAAAAUUUAACGGAUGUAGCUCGUAACAAUACGCCAAAACAUCUGUUUUCAUUGCAUACAGUUGGCAAUACAGGAAAUCAAAAUCAAGAUUUUGGGCGAAUAUUAGACGUGAAUAAAGUGAUGCCCAUCGGCGACUUGGCCACAUACACUGUUCGUAAUCCCUUUUCAGUAAGUGGAUUCCCUGAAGAAACCAUUAUCGAACAUUCAGAACUCACACAAAGCAACGCAGUAAAUAAUUAUAGAAACAAUGAUAACAAAUUAAGCCGUUCACCGAAACAGUGCUAUCAAAAACAAAUGGAUCCUAAUGGUAGUGACAGUUCCCUGAAAAAUGCCCUGAAGCCACUCUUUAAUAGCCAAUUGCCAACAAUAACGUAUUAUGGCUUUGCUGACUUUACAACUGUUGUCGGGGAGAGUGUGAUUGUUUUUUCUCCUAGCAGCGUUACACAAAAUAUUAAUUUAGGCCGCGUGACGUCAAUUAAGGGUGAAGCAACGUUAAAAGGUGUUAGCGAUAUUGAACAAGAUACAACAAUUGGUGCUAUAAAGGUCGCUAUGGAAUUUGAAGUUGAACCAACUCAACAAAUUAGCAGUUUGCCCAAUUUGCAAUUAAUGAAUUUAAAUUCAAAGAUGAUACAAAGCCUAAACUUCGUUGAUGUUAGUAGCGAAAUUUCAAGAGAAGAGGCGGAGGGAAUAUUACACACAUUAACAACUGAUGUUAAUGAUAAAGAACUAUCUUUAAAACAAAUAAAAUUAGUGACCACAUCUAAUGAAAACAUCAAAAUUUCCUAUUUUACGGACAAGUUAUCAAGUGUAAGUGAUAACACUUUUAAAACUAUUGAAAAUAUGCUCGGUUCAACGACUGCAUAUUCCCGUCCUUUAGACAAUGAAGAUGCAGAAAUAUAUGCGUCACUUUCGCGUAUAGCAGCAUCACGUGAAAGUAUUUCAUCAACUAUGCAAACAGUCGUCCCGUCAUAUAUAAUAAACAAUUCGUUAUUACUGAAACUAUCUGAAAAUACUAACGAACAACCAAUCACUAAUACAGUGGAAUUAGUUUCAAAAAGUGUAGAAGCAUUGCAAAGCAGUGAACUAACGCAUCACACAACUACAGCUAUUUUGGAUAUAACGCCUACUAAUACUAGCUCGGAAUUACAGAUAUUAGGGGGUGCCACAACAAUAUUCUAUGAAGAUGAUCCGUUUGCUAAUUUUGUGGAGCCCGUAUUUAGCGCUACCAAGGCUACAGAUAUUUUAAAUUUGACAGAUAUAAAGAUAACAACACAACCAGAAUACGGAACUUCAACCUUAAGUAAUAUACCAAUAACCACCGAGGAAUACGAAGAUAGUGUCGAAACAACUACAAUUGUUCCCAAAAUAUUAACAAAUAUUACUUCGGAUGAAUAUGAAGUCCAAAAAAGUAGUAGUAGUAGUAGUUCUAUUGAUACAUCUCAAAGCGUUUCAAAUGUAUCAGAAGUUUCUCAAAAUGAUACUAAAAGAGAUGUGCAGGAAAUGAAUACCGAUGAUGAUGUUGUUGAAUUAAGAGACUGCAUUAGAACAUCACAAACUUUUCUCACACAAAUAGCAAAAACGAUCACCCAACUAAACACUCUACGCGAGUCGGCCCUACCAGGCGAAGAUGAAGCCAUACAAUAUUCGACAAUCGAAACUGUAUUACUGCCUACCUUCGAUAUUUUAGAAACUACUAAAUUUUAUUGUAUCAAACCACAGACAGCAACUGUAGGCGCGACAAGCUUUGCCAUCGGCGAUAUAAAGGAAAGAGUAAACGAUGGGGUAAAAUUAGAGAAAAAUGGAUUAGAUAAUAUUUACACGGCAACCCUGGCCGAAAACAUGGAUGAUGUAGGUGAUGGUCUUGCCGACGAUGACAUUAAUUACAUUACCACAAUAUCAGCUAAUAUAAAUGAGAGAGACCUUUUAGAGUAUACAACAACUGAUCCUGUAGAUAGCGAUAAUAAUAAUGAAACUGAUGUCAAUAAUGAAAGUGAUAGCGAUAUAAAUUUCGAUCAGUCAAUUUAUGCUUUGGAAGAUGAUUCGGGUGAAGAUAUUGAAUUGAUAUAUAAAACAUUAUAUACGACAUAUACGUAUUUGACAACAUAUUUUAAUGAUGACAGCAGUACUAGUAUAUCGAGUCACACAGAGGUGUUUACGAAUAUUAUAACCUCAACUUUAGAGUCCGAUAUUGAUGAAAUUAAACCAAUUUCUUCCACAAAAGAAAUAUUAAACACAGAGAAUGCGCUUAAGCUUAGUAUUCGUGAUUCAUCGAACAAUGGUAAUAAGGUUAGCAGCAGCAGUAAAUUUGUACUACCUACUGAAUUAGAGACUAUACUGCGUGUUGGAGACCAUGAUAUUGAUAUUGAUAAAACCGGAGAUGCAACAGAUGCACAUACCGCAACCAUGUUUUUGGAUGAUAGUAAAAUAGUGAAAACUUAUUUUACAACUUAUACAUACUAUACGACUAUAUUUGUAGAAGGAGAAACGGAAAUCAUGUCUAGGACCGAGGUAUAUACAAAUUAUGUAACGGAUGCGGUAACAUCCACUACUGUAUUUGAGAUUGACAAACAAAGUCGUAUUGAUAAUGAUAAUAUUGCAAGUAAUGUGGAGAUGUUGUCAAACUUAAAUCAGGAUACUGGCGCUAAUAACAUUGAUAUUGACACUAAACGACAAAGAGAUGAGAAUACACAAAAUAUGCUAAAUGACUAUCAAAGAUUAAGUGACAACACAAUAAGAGCACACGCUGCAAUACUUUUUCAUGACGACCAUCUUAGCUUCAGCAAUUAUACAUUGGUGACUGAUAUACGUUCGAGUAGUUCGAAUGGCAAAAAACAUAUAAUCAAUCAAAAUCAGGAAGCCUUCUUCGAUCAAAUCAGCUCCGAAAGCAACACUGACGAAAUAAGACCUUCAGCCAUUCUAUUAUUACAGACAAGCUUCACCACUUUUACGUACUAUACGACAAUGUACAGCAAUAAUGCGACAAACGUUAUAAGUCGUCUAGAAACAGCAACCGAUGUCGUAACGGAAACGCUACAGCCGACGAAAACUUCAAGUGUAGAUGAAGUAACAUUGCCCAUAACAUAUUUCACUACUUUCACAUAUUGGACAAAACUGGCUAAAAAUGGUGAAAUCACCACACUUAGCAGAGAGGAAACCGUAUCCAAUAUAGUAACACCUAACACAAUAUCAUCAACACCUAUUCAAACAGCAAAUGUACUGUUAAGUAACGGGAAUACUGUCCAAGGCAAACAACCAAAGACACAAAUAUCGAAUACCGAUCAGUUGGAUAAAACUACGACUGUGCAUUCUACAAAUACUAUUCAUAAUAGCGUAGGAAACUCAAGUAUUGAUAACGAAAACACCGGAGCAGUUUUUGAACCCACGACUUACUAUACAACGUAUACAUAUUAUACAACAUCAUAUAAUGGAGACGGGACCACAACUGACUCACGAUUCGAGACUAUAACACAUGUGGUUUCACCCACAAACAUUGCAGAUAAAACAAUUGAAGGAGCCGCAGGUGAACGUAAUAUUGUGAGCAGUGCUAAUUUAGUGACUGAUAUAUUAGCGUUAGCGAUAAACAACGCUGUUACUCCCACUCUUCAAAAAAGUCCUAAUACACUGCUUUAUGACUACAAAAGAAUUAUUGAUGCAGAUGGUGUUAGUACACUGUAUUAUCGAACGGAAAUAUUAGCUACAACCGCCAUUGAUGGUAUGCAAUCAAAUUUCACUAGCAGCUCAUCCAGUUUACACGUUGAUGAAUUGAAGCAAGCCCUGCUUCCGAGCAAUAUAAUAGCAAAUUCAGAUAUCAGUUCGGUACGCCAGUACAAAACGGGACUUGUGCGUUUAAUCGAGGGUACUCGUAUUGGUAAUCAUACCACUACCUUGUAUCAAUCCAAAGUUAUUGGCACUUUCAUUGAGAAUCGGUACGCGCAAAUAAUUGAGAGUACAUCUAGUUUUCUUUUUGAGACAAAUAAUAAUAAUAUGAUAACCACUGAUGGAUCCAUUAAACCGUCUCUUACUUUACCAUCAACAGAUCAGAUCGAAGCCACAGUAAAUGUUGUGGCACUAACGUUACAAAACAGCAUUGUUGAGAAUGCUUCUAAUUCAACUGCGACCACCGAGUAUAGUAAAGAGGAUGAAGAGAAUUUCGAUGUUGACGCUGGUAAUGAAGAUGAUGGUGGGGAUGGUGCUGACGGUAAAAUUAAUAAAGAUCGAUUGUCCUAUCAGUCAAAGAAGCGUACAUUUACUCCAGUAAUCCGCCCAUUCACUUCCCGCAAUCGUCCCCAAUUCGCGCCAAAAAAGAAAAACGGUGUUACGAGUAGUGCGACAAUUAUAACACGACAUGAUUUCACACCAACAAUUACUGCGACACCUGCGCUUAAGUCUAGCGGGCGUUUUAGCACGCGUAAGGGUGUAUUUACAGGCAUAAUAACAACCACAGGUGCCUCCGCUGCUAUACCAAACAGUUCAUCGUCGCGCCGCACAUUCGGGCGCCCGAUCAAAUCAUUAUCUUCCACUGGCAGUAUCAGUACAUCAAAUACACCAGCAAUUUUGUCUGCAAGCGGCUUCAGUGGAGGCCGAAACCGUCUGCCAUCAUCGACACGAUUACAAUCAUCGACACGACGUGCCGGAGUUUUAGUGCGGCCUACAUCUGCUUCAGGUAAUCGGCAAGGGUUUUCUAGUACUUCUGCCAGUAACACUCGUGUACGUAUUAAAUCUACAAGCUUAACUCAGACUGGACUACAAAAUACGCCAUCUACAGAGGGUUUACCUAUUUUGACAUCCGAAACGAGUGGUGAGGAGUCAACAACUCCAGAAUUUCAAGCGAGUUUUGAUGAAAAUGACGAAGGAUCUAUAGAUGUAGCUCGCCGCAGCCAAAAUCCUUUGAUACGUCUACGAAGGCCGUUAAAUAGGCCGACUGGUUUUAUUUCAUCUAGUCAGCGUGUAGUAAACGGAGGGAGUAGCAUUUCUUCUAUUGGUUCCGUUUCACAACGUCGAAAUCCUUUAACAUUACGAGCUAAACCGACGACUCUUACAAGUACUACAACGACGACGCAAACGCCACGGGCACGAAGCUUGGAGAGGCCUAAAAUCAACAAUGCACUAAGUAGAACGCGGCCACAAAAUAGCCUUUUUCCACCACGUGGUCUAUUACAGAGACAAACAAAUCAGGAAAUUAAUGAAGCCAAGGAAAAUAAAAAAGCUGAUAGUACAGAAGGCAAUGUCGAUAUCGAUGAUGAUUCCGAGUAUGAUGACGAGGAUGAAGAAGACAAUGAAGAUGAUGCCGAAGGAGAUAAUAAUCGUCGUAGACGUUCUAAUAUUAAGCAACAUAAAUUAUCAACAGGAGUUGAAAAUACCUCCACAACUGAUAACUAUAAAAUAAAAUAUUUAUCUACAAGAUCGAAAUCGAUACGUGUACGUCGUGAAGCUGAAACUCCGUUACAAAGGCGAAGUAGUUUUCGAAAUAGAUUCAGGCGUCCAAAGUUAACGGCUUCAGCUACUACUGCCGAAGAUCAAAAUUAUAAAGAAGAUAUUGAGAAGGAAACGCCACCUUUCUUAACUACAGCAGUAACCCGUUCACGAACAAGUGGGCGUUUUGCACCACGCUAUGGAUUGCAACACGCCAGCACACAAGCCGUUACAGCACCAGCGACUACUACAAGUACAGGAAAUCACCACGCUAUCAGACCAACACGCCCCUCUAACGGUCGAGCUCAAUUCACGCUACGUGAAAAAGAUACAACCACAACAACUCAAAAAGGUUUGACACGUCCAGGAACUAGCCACUUUCGACGUCCACAGACAGCAGCCUCAUCUAGACGUUCGUCUUCUCCAACGAUUAGCAAUAGGCGGAAAACAUUCAACAACAAUAGCAAUUUGUCACAAGAUGCAGUUAUGCGUAGCACGCCUUCGCGUGCACGUACCAACUUAAGUCGCACACGUACAACCGUGCGUGGACGCAGUCGUAACGACUACAAUGUUGACACCCUUGUACUACCAUAUGAUGGCACUAUAACUAUUACACAUGUUAUACCAGCCGAAGUAACUAUACCUGUCGUCAAUGGUAAAAUUACUGAAUAUAAAAAUGUUGUGACAGCUAAAACGAGCACGGAGAUUUUAUCUCCUCAGCAAUAUACCACUUUUCUGGGUAGUAAUGGACAAACUAUGUUGGCAUUGACCCGGGAAGAUUCAAGCGUGAAUUUCGGUGGGGUUACUGAGGUUACACAGUACGUACUUCAUGAGUCGCCGACGACAACAAUUAUUUUUACACCCACCACAAUACGUGGCCGCAAAACAUCCUUUUCACACGUAAUACCAUCAACUGUUUAUUCAGUGGAAAAUGUUAUUUCAACAACUCAGCCACAAAUUUCACCAAACGCGCCGUUAGCAAACAUAUUAUUAUCGCAGUUGCUGCUCGGAAAUAUAGGUCUACCACCGGCGAAUCCAUUACUUGGAGCAUUAGGGGCGGCAGCAACACCUCCACCUAUUCAAUUAGGUGUAGGUAGUUUAGUACCACCCACACCGGUUACUGAAUAUCGCACGCAUACAUCUACAUAUGUUACAACAGUUUUUGAGGGUAUGUCUACCGUCUUACCCGUUACAUUCCAGGGCAAAAAGAUAUUGACUACGGUCUACGAUACAACUGCGCAAACAAUAACAGCUACUGAGUUUGUGACAGAUACUAUUGUUACAACACCGAUACACCAAACGCAUUCCGCACCACAGGUUAAUAGCUUGCUGAUACAACAACUAUUAUUGCAGCAACAACUACAGCCACAGCUACCAAUACUACAUUCUACGGCACCUCAUCUACUAUUAAGUGAUAAUUUGCAAGAACUUGAUACGAACCAUAUACGACUUUCUAAAGAAAAUGAUAAUGAUAUAGCAGUUAACGAGGAUUAUACGCAACAUAAUAAAACUAGCCGAAAGAAAUCGCGAAAGUCCAGUAAAGGACAUAAGCGUAAGCAUCAAUCAUUCCAAGAUGAAGUGCCAGAGCGUUCUAGUAUAAUAACAUUGUAUGUAUCCGGCCGCCGACCCGGUGAGUUUAGCACAAUUUUAAGUACCGUACCACUUGGCUCUGACUCCACAAUACACAAACGCCAAGCUCCUGGUGUUCUACAACAAACUUCCAAAAUUUAUACAAUCGAUAAUUUUUACACAUCUGAUGGCAGUGAAUAUGCGUCCACAUAUCUAAUGCCGCAAUUGAAGGAUGAUAAGACGAAGAAACAGAUUGAAUUAAAUUUACUUGAAAGUGGAGGACAUCAUUUGAUGGACCAGCAAACGCAAUCGCUAGAGAGUAUUGUAGGCGAUGUUGAUACAUGGAUUGCGCAAAGUACGCACUCAUUUGAAAACGCAGUAGCACUUGAAAAACAAUUAGCGCCCACUAUGCCGCUGCAAAGAAGAGACGCUCAAAUUACAGAGAGUAUUUAUCUUAAGCAAAGGUCGAAUGUGACCGGAUAUAAAAAGAUAAAAAUAAUUGUUUAAUGUAGUUGACCUUACUGAGUUGCCCCCAUGCUAGUUCAUGGUCAUUAAUAUUGUCACUAUAGGCACGAAAGCGUCGAUAAGUAUAUUUAAAAAUAUUGGUUUUGAAAAAUAUAAAAACAUUUAGGCGUGCAACCUGAGAGGCAGCAGUAAUGAAAACGACGAAGAGGAGGGGAAUGAAACUUUAGAGAAUGACAAGGAAGAAAUUAAGGUUAAAAACAGCAGGAAAACGAAAAUGGGCUACUCAUAUACUUUGGGGAUAAUACGGAACACAAUAAUACCCAGCAAAAUUCUGUACAAAAGUAUUAUUAAAAACAAAAUCACAUCUCUUAGUGGAAAUAAAAAUAAGACGCAUAAUGAUAUAAUGGAGAACAGGAGCAAAAGGAGUGAAUCUCUUUUAAAGAAAUAUGGGCGUUUGAUACCACUACAAUAUGGUAACAUGGGCGACGAUGCGUUGAAAAUGUGAAACGGGUAUGAUAGUAGUAAAAAUAACAUAACUUUGAAUAUUGUUAAUUUAAACUGUAGAUGGUAGUCGUACGGCGUAAAAAACUUCCAACACCGUCGUCGAGAAAAGUAAACAGUACAACAACCGACUAUAGUGCAAUCACCUACUCGUGCAUCACGAGUCACAAUUGUUAUAAACAAAAAAAAAAAAAACAACAACAAUGGAAA